UCCGCAGAGCGGCCGCGCCGAGCCCGUCUGGCCGGGGGCAGCGCCCGGGCGGUGCAGGGUGGGCGGGCAGCGUGGGGCUGGGCCCGGGCCAUGGGGCUGCGGGGCCGCUGCCGCCUCCUGCUGGGGCUACUGCUGCUGCUGCCCGGCGCGGCGCGCGGCUUCGGGGAGGACGAGGAGCGGCGCUGCGAUGCCAUCCGCAUCGCCAUGUGCCAGAACCUGGGCUACAACGUCACCAAGAUGCCCAACCUGGUGGGGCACGAGCUGCAGGCGGACGCGGAGCUGCAGCUCACCACCUUCACCCCGCUCAUCCAGUACGGCUGCUCCAGCCAGCUCCAGUUCUUCCUUUGUUCAGUCUAUGUUCCAAUGUGCACAGAGAAGAUUAACAUCCCAAUAGGUCCCUGCGGUGGCAUGUGCCUUUCCGUCAAAAGAAGAUGUGAACCUGUUCUGAAAGAAUUUGGAUUUGCCUGGCCAGACAGUCUAAACUGCAGUAAAUUUCCACCCCAGAAUGACCACAAUCACAUGUGUAUGGAGGGUCCAGGGGAUGAAGAGGUUCCCCUUCACAGCAAGACAUCCUUGCAGCCAGGAGAAGAGUGUCACACAAUGGGAUCUAAUUCAGAGCAGUAUAUCUGGGUAAAAAGAAGCCUGAGCUGUGUCCUUAAGUGUGGCUAUGAUGCUGGUCUCUAUAGCAGAUCAGCUAAGGAAUUCACUGAUAUCUGGAUGGCCGUGUGGGCUAGCCUGUGCUUCAUAUCAACAGCCUUCACAGUCCUGACCUUCCUGAUUGAUUCAUCCAGAUUUUCCUACCCUGAGCGCCCCAUCAUAUUUCUGAGCAUGUGCUACAAUAUUUAUAGCAUUGCUUAUAUCGUGAGGCUGACUGUAGGCCGGGAAAGGAUAUCCUGUGAUUUUGAAGAGGCAGCAGAACCUGUUCUUAUCCAAGAAGGUCUUAAGAACACAGGAUGUGCUAUAAUUUUCUUACUGAUGUAUUUUUUUGGGAUGGCUAGCUCCAUCUGGUGGGUGAUUCUGACAUUAACAUGGUUUCUAGCAGCAGGACUCAAAUGGGGCCAUGAGGCUAUAGAAAUGCACAGCUCCUAUUUCCAUAUUGCAGCCUGGGCUAUCCCUGCAGUGAAGACCAUAGUCAUCUUGAUUAUGAGACUAGUAGAUGCAGAUGAGCUCACUGGUCUGUGUUAUGUUGGCAACCAGAACCUAGAUGCACUCACUGGCUUUGUCGUUGCUCCGCUUUUCACCUACUUGGUUAUUGGAACUUUAUUCAUAGCAGCAGGCUUAGUGGCCUUAUUUAAAAUCAGGUCUAAUCUUCAAAAAGAUGGGACUAAAACUGACAAGCUGGAAAGACUGAUGGUCAAAAUUGGUGUCUUUUCAGUGCUAUACACUGUCCCAGCUACAUGUGUAAUUGCAUGUUACUUCUAUGAAAUCUCCAACUGGGCUAUCUUCCGCUAUUCAGCGGAUGAUUCCAAUAUGGCAGUGGAGAUGCUUAAAAUUUUCAUGUCUCUGCUGGUGGGUAUCACAUCUGGCAUGUGGAUUUGGUCGGCCAAGACUCUGCACACGUGGCAGAAGUGCUCUAACAGACUGGUGAACUCAGGGAAAGUGAAACGAGAGAAGAGAGCGGAUGGUUGGGUGAAACCUGGGAAAGGGAAUGAGACUGUGGUGUAAACAAAACCUCUGUGCUGACUUCUCUCCCAAGAAGGACUUGUGUAUAAACACUUGCAGUAGAAAUGUUGCUGGGGAGGUGUGGGGAGGUAAAGUACAAAAUCUGUCUCUGAAAAGAAGCCUUAAAGAAUAAGCAGAAAUUUAAAAAACAGAAUAACCAUAAACCAGGCUGCCCAAAAUACGAAAGCUCAGGGCGGCUUGGAACACUGUGAAAAAUCUGAACUUGUCACAUUUUUGUAAAGCAGGUUGCAAUGUAUUAAUGUCAUUAGAAGCCACAGGGUCUUGCAUCCUGAUUUUCCUGAAUCAUGUUAUGGUGCAUGGAGGAGGAGGGUCAAGUUCUGGGCUGAUUUAGGGUCCAAUCCUGUGAGGGGCUGGGUGCUCUCAGCUUCAAUUGACAACAUCAGUCCCUUUGAAUUCAGUGUCUUAAGGGAUGUGGUCAGGACCUUUUAGGAUUGGACCCAUAGCCGGUACAACCUGUUGCCUUCAUCGGUGUUGUGUGGUGCAUAAUUCAGCCAAGGAUUAGGUCCUCAUGCAAAUGCCAGCUAAGUUUUCCAGGUAUGAAAACAACUCAAACAGUGAAUUUGUAGGAUUCAGUUAGGUGUUAGGAUGGAUUGCUGUAUACCUCAGCUGACAACCUAAUACUAACCUCUAUAUCGGCACACUCUUUGCUGUCUAAAACAUCAGUACUUCAUUUGAGGUGUUUAGAAGCUUCACUCCGUACCUUUAUCAGAAGUAGAUUAACUUGGAGUCUGAAGCAUAACAGCAUAUAUAGUUGCCAUUUUCUCCCUUCCACCCCCUCCCCCUUUUCCCUGCCCCCUUUUGUCCUUUUUCGAUAACCUGGCUAUUUCCAGCCUCUGACUACUUUAUUCCUCUGCAUUAAUAACUUAGGUUUUUUCUUUUAAUAGCUCUCCUUCCUACUGCAAUAUACAGCUGAGGGAAAGUGAAUGAAGGCUCACUUUGGACAAACUCUUUAUUCAGCAGAACAUGUAGUUUUUCUCCAAGUAAACUUAUCUGGCUCUCCCCAGAGACCUAUUGCAUUAAGCAAUUAAGACUUAAUAUAUUUCACUCUGUGUGAUUACAUCUAUGCAGACGCCAGUCUGGGAGAAGUGAAAUGUUAAGUUCCUUGGCAACUUCAUGUUCACACAGAUCAGUUGUAUAAUUGUGUGUGUCAAUUAAAAAUAAAAGAACAUUCUCCAGCCAUGACAUAGCAGUACAGCUGACUGGCUCAAACUGAUGGUCACUGAGAGUGACUUACAAGUUUUUUUUUUAUGUAAGAAUGUUAUCAGACUUCAGCAACAAUGGAGACAUUUUCCUUUUCAAAAAGGGCUCCAUGGAGAAGAAAUCCAACUUCUUCUUGGUGAGUAAUUGUUUCAUAGUUAGUGCCAAGGUUCCUUGCCCUUGGCCUGUCGCGUUCAUAGGGAGCAUGAGACUAUGAAUGUCAUAGUCCUGCUUGAUUAACAGGAAGUAUAAUAGAAACAUAAAGAGCAGCAUUUAAGUGCUCCCCUUGAAGGACCCACCAGUAGCUUCACCUGUGUGCCCUAAAAUCUUGCUUCAUCUCCAGCGUAUGGAGGCCUGAUCGAGUGAGGUGCUGAGUGCCUUCAAUUCCGGUGGACUUAAGUGGUAGCUGAGGGUAUUGUGGUCUUUUGUAGGAUGAGGCAGGCCUGAAAGGGGUCCCCCCUCUAUCUCUCAAACUGUUAAAGACACGCAUUGUGUCUGUGCUGAAAUAUGUGCUUAAAAACAAAACAACCUCAUCUCAGCCUGCGCAGUUGGGAUCAGUCACUAGCACAGCAAGUGACAACUUGACUUAUUCUACCCACAGCACACCAUUAUGUACUAGCUGAGUGUUCCAAAUCCAUUCCUCUAUCAAGUCUCUUCUAUUGGACAGUAAUGCCUGUUGGAUCUAUGUAUUCUGGUCUGGAAACAGAGUUCUGCAAGAAUGAAAGGUGUGGAUGGCUGGGCUUCACCACAGUGCUUGAUGUAUUUACGAUUGGAUUAAGGAUGCCAAAUCAGAUGCUACUUACAAAUUCUGCGGGGUGAAGGAGAGAAAGUGAGUGGGACAAAUUAAUCCAGGCAUCCGUCCAGUGAAGUCACGGGUUAAUGACCCUAGGUGAUUCAUACACACUGAACUUCAUGCUAUUUGAUGUGAUUGACCUAUGCAUUUUUAUCCUUGUCAUCCCAGAAUGUAUUGUUAAGGGGGUGACCGUUCCUGUUAUCAUUGAAUUUCAGAGCAUGACUCAGUGGAUCUUUUACUAGAAUGGUAGCACUGCUGAUUAGUGACAUCUGAAAGUGAGUCAGAUGAGGAUGAUGUUUCCUUGCAUUGCAGGGUGAGGGGAUGAUAAAUCCAUUAAAGUUGUGAGGCACUCAAAUACUAUGGGGAUAGCAGUCACAUAGCAGCAGUUGUCCCUUGGAGGCAUUGUGCCUGCCUAAAUUCUCUUGCAGUUAUGUACCAGAGCUCAGUGAAUUUAUUCCUGAUUUACCUCAAGGUAAUGAAGCAGAGCAUCUGACCCAGGGCCACAGAAGCCCCUCUGAAAAGGCACAAGUUAACUAUGUGCAUUUACCUUGCUGUUCUAGUUGUUCAGGCAUUAGUGAUUGGAAAAGCCACUCUAGAUUAGUGGUUCCCAAACUGGAGUUCAUGAACCCCCGGUGGGUUGUGAAAUGUUACAGAGGGUUCUUGGGGGGAAAAAAAUGGAUCCAGCAGUCCGGAGCCCCUGGACUUCCAAGAGAUAAACAGAUCAAAGCAAGCCUAUCUAUCACACUGCGGAGAUUUAAACUGCAAGACUCCUUAUAAGAAAUGGAAAGGGAGGUGGAUAUUUUUUUGCUGUUUUUAAAAUUAAAUAGGCAGCUUGUAUUGUUUUUAAAAUUAUUAUGAAGAACAAGUUUAAGCUUUGUUGUAACGUGCGUUGUUUGCCCGGACGGCUCAAGACCCGAAUGCUUGUGUAGGAGGAACUCUUUGAGUUGGCUUCUUAAAUACCUUUAUGCUGUUUCACAUCUGAUACUCCUUGAUGAAACAUAGGAGCCUUGUCUUAUAACAGGCUUAUUCAAAGUGAUACAAGCUACAAAAGUGAGAUCUUGGAAGAGUGUUGCCGUUUUCAUAAUGUACUAAAAAUACUGUAAUGAUAAAUAAUUAAUAAUAAAUAGUGUGUAAUAAGCAUGUCAUAAAAACAAAUUUUGUAUUUCCAAGAUCACUGCUUUUAUAAUUUAUACUCAGGUAAAGGAGAAAAUCCCUGGAAAUAUUCAUUUUUAGGAGGGUUCACUAAAAUGUCAAGUCUCGUGAAAGGGGUUGACAGGUUGUUAAAGUUGGGGAACCACUAGAUCAAGUCUGAAGCACGGCAGUUAUGAAGACUGAAUAUCUGCAACUCAGUUUCUCUCAUUUCAACAUAGUUAUGAAUUUAAAACCAAAAAAUGUGUGACUAAUCCUGCCUUGAAAGUGCAGUUGCUGUGGCUACAGAGCUCAAAACUUUACAACAGUUACUUUUUCUGCACAAUCCCUUCUGCUCCUUUCUCUCUCAAGCCAGUCCCAUCCCCAGUUGGUGUUUUGUGCUGACAUACAGGCUUCUGAAAUGUCUGACAGACAGGUACAAGCUAAACUACUUAUGAUAGAGCUUCAGAAAGAGAAACUAACUUGUCGAAGGGAAUGGACACUGAUAAUUUUUUAGAUGUACAGAAAGUAUAUCUGCAUUGAUGUAUGUACUGUAAAUUUCUAAUUUAUCACUGUACAAAAAACUUUGCUAUUUAAUUUUUGUAUCAAAAUAAAAUUUUGUUAACCUC
Molecule: messenger RNA, 5430 nt
Organism: Malaclemys terrapin pileata
Lineage: Eukaryota; Metazoa; Chordata; Testudines; Emydidae
Gene: FZD4
Product: frizzled class receptor 4
Exons: 2
Coding region: 91-1665 (524 amino acids)
Biological process (GO): non-canonical Wnt signaling pathway; retina vasculature morphogenesis in camera-type eye; canonical Wnt signaling pathway
Cellular component (GO): plasma membrane
Molecular function (GO): Wnt receptor activity; Wnt-protein binding
Source: RefSeq, a predicted model, not a curated record